This is a messenger RNA of Emiliania huxleyi CCMP1516, 1613 nucleotides long. RefSeq names its product 2-isopropylmalate synthase. Bases 14 to 1384 code for a protein of 456 amino acids. NCBI's taxonomy places the organism in Eukaryota, Haptophyta, Isochrysidales, Noelaerhabdaceae. Gene Ontology annotation, molecular function: 2-isopropylmalate synthase activity. Gene Ontology annotation, biological process: L-leucine biosynthetic process. The record is from RefSeq and is a predicted model, not a curated record. The transcript has 11 exons.
GCCGCGAAGUCCCAUGCUCAGCGCGACCCUCAGGAGCGCUCGCCGGCCGUCCGUGGCCGCCUGCUGCAGAUUGAGGCGGCCAGCUGCGUCGGCGCGCGCCUUCUCGGCGGAGCCCGCGACCGACAAGCUCGUCAUCUUCGACACGACGCUGCGCGACGGCGAGCAGUCUCCCGGCGCGACGCUGACUGAGUCGGAGAAGGUCGAGAUUGCGAAGCAGCUGUCGCGGCUGGGCGUGGACGUGUGCGAGGCGGGCUUUCCGAUCGCGUCGGAGGGCGACUUCGCGGCCGUCACGCAGGUCGCCAAGACGUCGGGCCAGCUCACCGACGGCCGGCGAAGCGGGCAGCCGAUGCGGAUCGCCGGGCUCGCGCGCGCGAACAAGAAGGACCUGGAGCGGUGCUACGAGGCGGUGCGGCACGCGCCGCUCCACCGGAUACACACCUUCCUCGCCUCCUCCGACAUCCACCUCGAGCAUAAGCUCGGCAUCUCGCGCGCAAAGUGCGUCGAGAUCUCCUCGUCGAUGGUCGCUUUCGCAAAGUCGAUGGUCGACGACAUCGAGUUCUCGCCCGAGGACGCCGGGCGGUCCGACCCCGCCUUCCUCGUCGAGCUGUGCGAGGCCGUCAUCGAGGCGGGCGCCACCACCAUCAACUUGCCCGACACUGUCGGCUACACGCUGCCGGACGAGUACUCGUCGCUCUUCGCGCACCUGAUCGCAAACGUCAAGGGCGCAGACCGCAUCAUCUGGUCCACCCACUGCCACAACGACCUCGGCCUCGCGACUGCAAACUCGCUCGCCGCAGUCGAGGUGACCCUCAACUCGCUGGGCGAGCGCGCGGGCAACACAUCCCUCGAGGAGGUUGUCAUGGCGCUGCGCACGCGGCCGCACCUCUUCCCGGUCCAUUGCGACAUCGAGACGAAGCAGAUCAUGCGCACGUCCAAGAUGGUUGCGACGUACACCGGCAUCGCCGCCAACAAGGCCAUCGUCGGAGCGAACGCGUUUGCACACGAGUCGGGCAUCCACCAGCACGGCAUGCUCAAGCACGCGGCCACGUACGAGAUCAUCACGCCCGAGUCGGUCGGGGCGGACAGCUCAAACAUGCUGGUGCUGGGCAAGCAUUCGGGCAAGGCCGCCUUCCGCGCGCGGCUGAUCGAGCUCGGGUCCAGGCGGUGCAGGAGAAGGCGUGGGAGCUGCUCUCGUGUUCGGUGCAGUCCAACUCGGAGAACCACGGCCACAAGGUCUCCUCGACGGCGACGGUGCGGCUGCACGAGGUCAGCACCGGCACAGAGCACGCCGUCGCCGCCAUCGGAGCCGGCCCCGUCGACGCAACCUUCAAGGCCAUCCUGCGCAUCAUCGGCCGGCCCAUCGAGCUCAAGCAGUACAACGUGACCAAGAUCCACGGUGGCUCGGGCGGGCCGGGCAACGACGCGCUCGCCUCCAUCAACCUGCACAUCGCGCCGCGCGAGGUCGGCGACGCGGGCUUGCCCGGGUACGAGGCGCCCGACCCGUCCUUCCCGGGACACCACGGCGCUAUCUACCGCGAGGGCGCCAACGGCGCGCCCGAGCUCGUCAACGCCGAGACCUUCGAGGGGCGCAAGCCCGCCGUCGCAACCUACAC